Mesorhabditis belari is the source of this 1854-nucleotide messenger RNA. NCBI's taxonomy places the organism in Eukaryota, Metazoa, Nematoda, Chromadorea, Rhabditida, Rhabditidae. The record is from the annotation of a GenBank genome assembly.
AUGCAGGACCUUAUUGCAGCUGUUGAUAACCAGUCGAAUUUUAUGGAAGGUUCGCGCGCAGCUGGAAGCACAAUGGCUGAUCAAUUGCUCGAUGAUCCAAUGCCAAUGGAUCGCCGCACGUCGAUGGACCAGGAGGUGCCGCGGGAGGGCGGAGGGGAGAGACGCCCCUCAUGGUCGACACCGCCGGGACCCGAGGGAAUGGGCUAUCACCUCACCGGUUUGGUGACCGACUUGAACUUCGCCGGCAAUAACGAUCGUCAGAGUUUCUUCGAGGGAAUCCGACAUGCGAUCGGGGGAAUUGGGAAUGCGUUUAUGGAAGGCUCUCAUCACGGAGGCGCUGCCGAUAAGGGAGUCCAAUACGCGACUCAACGCUUUUUGGGUAUUCCGUAUGCAGAAAAGUUCGAGACCAGAUUUCAGCAAUCCCGCCUUUUAAGUGUUUUCGAUGAGCGAAAACCCUACAAUGAAUGGCCAAAGCGAUGUAUCAAAAAUCAAUUAGAACCUCAAAAUUCUGAGGAUUGCCUUUACUUAUCGAUUUUGAAACAUAAAGAUGCACAAGAUGAGACUCCAGUCCUUCUCUACUUAACAAACGAGGAGCUGAGUGAAAGGAAAUUGAAAAGAUUGGUGUCAAAAGAGCUGACAAUCGUCGUUGCACACGCUCGACAAGGGGUUUAUGGUUCAUUGGAUGAAAGGAUCUUCUCUUCAUCGGACAUCGAGAACAUUUUCCUCUUCUUACAAAAUGAAAAGCAUCGUUUCAAAAUCGGAGAGAUCACUGUUUUAGCUGAAGAGCAUUUGGCUGAAGCGUUCAGCUUGGUUGUCGAGAAGAUAGAUGUAAAGCGAGCGAUUCUUUUCUCGGGCAAUGCAUUGACGAGGUCGAUUGGCAGAGAGAGAUUUCAAAGAAAAGCAGCAAACAGACUUCUCCGUUUGUCGCAAUGCGAUCUGCCAGCUGAGGCACAGGCAAUCGAUUGCCUCCGAGCACUUCCCAUCGAGAAAUUUACGGAAUUGACAAAAAGUGUUCAGGACUCAUUUUACCCAUUCGGUGACCCGUUUCGUGUUCCGGUGAAUCGCAAAGUCGCCAAUCGACAAAUCCCCACAAUUUAUGGAUUAUGGAAGGAUAAACCCGCGGAGAGCUAUGGCUAUCCAUCAAUCGACAACUUCACUGCCGACUUCACAUACACCGAUUUCAAGAAGUUUCUGGCCGGCUUCUUGCCGGAUUCAACUUUCAAAAACGGUGCUCUCCUCCGGCGUUUAUCUCUCCAUCAUCACAUUCACACAAAGGGAAACAAAAAGGACACGUAUUUUCUUUUUGAGAGCAUGAGAAAGAUGCUUUUCGAGAGAGAUUUCGCCAUUCCCAUGGAGCGCUUAGUGAUGCAUUUGGCGAAAUCGAAAAAGAAUUCGGUAUGGCUGUUCCAAUAUGGAAUCGAUAACCCACCGAGAAAUUGCCUUCAGGAUGGUGGUUGGGAGGAUAUUGAGCCAUUUUGCGAGCGACUAUUGGGAUACUAUGCGAGAUUCGCAACGAAAGGUGCCCCGAGCGAGCCGAGUUGUUCGGCAGAAAAUCCGACUUUCCCGGCGAUGCGCUCCACGAAACGAGACUAUUUCGUUAAAAUUCACGCGGACGGUCGACCUGAAUGGGAUUUCGACUUCCACCGAGACGGGGUCGCCUUUUGGACGGAUUUGAUCCCAGCGCUGAACGAGUUAGAAUUGGUGGGACGACGGGAUGCGAUUUUCCCUGAAGAACAAGAGAUCGAUCCGUUGGAUGUGGAAGAUGAUGCACAGGCUUGGCACAAAGCACAAGCUGUCGAGGGACGAAAGUUGGCCGAAACGAGAGCGGAGAAGAAAAAUGGAAACGAAGAGCUA